Molecule: messenger RNA, 4482 nt
Organism: Cololabis saira (Pacific saury)
Lineage: Eukaryota; Metazoa; Chordata; Actinopteri; Beloniformes; Belonidae
Gene: rfx1a
Product: regulatory factor X, 1a (influences HLA class II expression)
Exons: 18
Coding region: 168-2930 (920 amino acids)
Biological process (GO): regulation of transcription by RNA polymerase II
Cellular component (GO): nucleus
Molecular function (GO): DNA-binding transcription factor activity, RNA polymerase II-specific; RNA polymerase II cis-regulatory region sequence-specific DNA binding
Source: RefSeq, a predicted model, not a curated record
CAGUUGCCCUGGUGAAGACGAAGCGCCAUAGCCACGGUAGCCCUGGCGACGAGAGCCCAGCAACGGGAAUCAACAACAACACCCAAUCCGCCAUAAAAAUAAAAGAAGACAUUUUCCCCACUUGGGAAUUCACACGUGAAACCAGAGGGUGAUUCCCACUUCUUGUAAUGGCCACCUCAGGCUACGUAGGUGAGAUACAGCCGACAGCCCAAACCCAGGGAGCUCCUGUUUCCAUCACACCAGGUCAACCUGACGCCGCCUCCACCCCUACAACUGCCCCUCAGUUUUUGGCAGAGAUUCAGACUACUGUGGUAACUCCUACUGUUGUCACAGCCACAGGGCAAACUACUCCCACAGAAGAAAGUACUUCCCUCCCUGCUCAGAAACCUUCAGCUGGGAAUCAAUCCCAGUCCACAUCACAGACCCAGCCACCUCAGACGCAGUAUGUGACUGCGGAGAUCCAAAGCUCCCCCACACACUCUGGAAAUGCUCAAAGCACUCCUCAAUACAUCGUUGUUACUGUCACAGAGGGUUCCCUGAACUCAAGUGACAGCGUGUCAGAUGCCAGUCCUCCUCCAGCUGUGGUUCAGACAGGAGUUCCCACACAGGUUGUUCAGCAGGUCCAGACAGCCCAGCAGAGAUCUGUGGUGCAGGCCACCUCUCAGAUUCCCAAAACUGAGCCAGGCACUCAGCUUAGUGUCACCAGCCUACAGCCUGUUCAUAUCACCCAAGAGGUUCAGCAGCAGCUCACAUCAGUACCAGUGCAACAUGUGUACACAAGUCAAGUGCAGUAUGUGGAAGGAGGAGACACCAACUACGCCACCAGCACCAUGUUAGAAACUGUCCCAGAAUUCUUUCAACAAAUGACCAGUCGUUCCAGCUCUUUCCCUUACACGGAAACUCCUCUGUACACCCAGACUACGGCAACGCAGUAUUACGAAGGUCAGCCAACUUCAGGCUCCCAGGCCUCUACCCCUGGCACACCCAUGACCGUCUCUGUGGCAGCUGGCACCACAGGAGGUGUGUCUAUGUUCGUGGCCCAGACCACUAGUGCAACAGGGGGCGGGUCCACUGUAGUGACAGCAGGGGGUACUACCAACGGGGAAGAGGAUGGGACAGGCACUAAUGGUAGUGCAACAGGCAGCUACGUGAUCCAGGGGGGUUACAUGCUGGGCACCAGCAGCAGCGGAGCGGCGGCUGGCAACAGUCAGAACUACUCACACACCGCCCGCGCCUCCCCAGCCACUGUGAGUAUUACAGAAGGCGAGGAGAGUAGCGUGCCGUCGGCAGACAAGAAGGUGCAGUGGUUGCUGGACAACUAUGAGACAGCUGAAGGUGUAAGUCUGCCACGCUCAACGCUUUACUGCCACUACCUGCUGCACUGCCAGGAACAGAAACUUGAGCCUGUUAAUGCUGCUUCUUUUGGGAAACUCAUUAGAUCGGUGUUCAUGGGUCUACGCACAAGACGCCUGGGCACUCGGGGUAAUUCAAAAUACCACUAUUAUGGACUGAGAAUCAAGGCAGGCUCUUCUCUUCUCCGUCUGAUGGAAGACCAGCAACAUCUGGCAAUGAGGCAACAGCCAUUCUCACAGAAACAGAGGUUGAAGCCUGUGCAUAAAGUUGAAGGAAUGACCAACGGCACAGCAGCAGGAGCAGGCCAGCAGCAACAGCAGCAGGCGGGGUCAGGGCACGUGGACAUCAGCAGCCAGGUUCAGCAUUACCAGCAGUUCCUAGAUGCAUCCAGAGCCCUUCCAGAGUUCCCAGACAUCGACUUCCAGGGGAAGUCUCUGCCAGAGGGUAUUGAACUUGAGCACAUAAAGAGCUUUCAGCUGCUGUACAGAGAACACUGCGAGGCCAUACUGGAUGUGAUGGUCAACCUGCAGUUUACGCUGGUGGAGACUCUGUGGAAAACCUUCUGGAGGUUCAGCCAAAGUCAGGCUGGAGAUGCUACACUGGCCGUUCAUGAUGAGUCAGAAAAGCGUCUUCCAAAGUCCUGCCUGGUGAUGUUGUGCAAGUAUGACCCAGUGCUGCGUUGGAGUCGUGACUGUGACAACAGUUUGUACCAGAGCCUGGUGGAGAUCCUCAUCCCUGAUGUCCUCAGACCCAUCCCCAGUGCCUUAACUCAAGCCAUUCGUAACUUUGCCAAGAGCCUUGAGAGCUGGCUGACCAAUGCCAUGAUGAACAUUCCUGAGGAAAUGGUCCGCAUCAAGGUAACAUCGGCCAAUGCAUUUGCUCAGACGCUGCGUCGUUACACCAGUCUGAACCACCUCGCCCAGGCAGCUCGCGCGGUCCUGCAGAACACGGCUCAGAUCAACCAGAUGCUGUCUGACCUCAACCGUGUUGACUUUGCUAACGUUCAGGAGCAAGCUUCAUGGGUGUGUCGCUGUGAAGAUCGUGUAGUCCAGCGGCUGGAACAGGACUUCAAGCUGACCCUCCAGCAGCAGAACUCCUUAGAGCAAUGGGCUGUGUGGCUUGACGGCGUAGUGUCCCAAGUCCUAAAGCCCUACCAGCACAGCGCUGCAUUCCCCAAGGCUGCCAAGCUCUUCUUACUCAAGUGGUCUUUUUACAGUUCCAUGGUGAUCAGAGAUCUAACCCUGCGGAGUGCAGCCAGUUUCGGAUCCUUUCACUUGAUCCGGCUGCUGUAUGAUGAAUACAUGUACUACCUUAUAGAGCACAGAGUGGCCCAGGCUAAAGGAGAGACCCCCAUUGCUGUUAUGGGAGAGUUUGCCAGUUUAGGCCGGGGGCUGAACCAGCUAGAUCCUGACAAAGAGGAAGAGGAGGAAGAAGAGGAUGAUAGUGAGGAGGAAUGUCAGGAGCUGUCCCUUCCCCCUGACGGCCCCAUGCUAGGAGACGAGUCUCUGGAGCCGCCUGCUAAGUUAGCCAGAACUGAUCAGAGAGUUCUCUUCACUACAGGGUCAGGCGACAACUAACUACUGACAGAUGUGGGCUGAGAUUAUAGAUCAUACACACACAUACGCACACACAGAUGUACAUAGAAUACUAAUUUAUACAUUUGUUAUAUAGAUAUAUGGAUCUUGUCAACUGCUUACUGUUUUGAUUCUGUUGUUGAGACACAAUCAAAACACACCCAGUCAUUAACUGCUGCUGUCUGGAUAGCACAACCACCUAUUUACACCAGUUAUUAAUUCCACCAUCAGCGAUGAUGUGUUAGGAUGUGGCUUCAAGAACCAGAGUCUCUAAAGGAGGAGGAGAAACGGAGCAUUUUAACCCUCAGCUGUAUGAACCUGUAAAAAUGAUCUCAAACUAGGCAUGUUUUCUGUCGCCUCAUUGAGAAGUGUCUGCUCACUUUAGACCAUUCUGAAACUGUCACUGCCAUGUCAAAGUGGUCUUUAAAAUACUGUGAUGUGUGUGCGUGCGUGUGUGCAAAGGUAACUUCUACAGCAGGAGGCUGCAAAGUGAACCUUAAGCUAAACAUAGUUGUUACUAAUUCAUCAAUUGCUACAUGAAAAUAUGGGAGUUUUUUUUUGUUUUGUUUUUAAAUAAUACAGCUGGUAGAUUUUUAAUAUGAAAUGGGUUUGUUUAGUCUGUGUUCUGAUGUGCUCCUGUGUUCCCUGACAGUUUGUAUGAGCACUGUGGUCACAUUUCUUCACUGUUAUUUCAAGAUACUGAUUGAACAUGCUUUUCCGUGGUGGUAUGAGUUGUGGGUAACGACAAGUGUUUCUGUAAUUAUUUCAUUGCACCUUCACAUUUUUUAUGUGGGAGGUGUGUGUAGAUACACUUGAUUUUAUUUGCUUGUAAAGGAAAUGUUUUUGUGUAUGUGUGUUCUCGGAGUGCCUGUUACAGCUGAUAAACACACUUGUAAAGAUAGCUACAGCUGUGGAAUAAGGACUCCUGUUAGUUGCUGCAAAAUAUCCUCACUCUUUUAUCGAACAUGUGGUUCCAUGAGAGAGGUACUGUAUGUGUCAUGUUUUUUUAUGUUGAAAGUGCUUCAAUCCUUCCUCUGUGGCCUCAUUUUCCUUUCCUUUCAGACAUUAUUUUCUUGCCUUAUUUCAGUAUACUUUUUCCAUGUGUGUGCCAAACCGGUUUUCUUUGAUCUCUGUUCCUGUUUUAAAUGGUCUUUCUAGGUUUUAAGGAGGACUGUGCCUGAGUAAGAGCAGUGUUAUAUUCUACUGUAUAUUUAUCCACUUUUUUGAAUUUUUGUCACUAAGUGAACCUCUUGUGCAGUGUAUGGUGCUGUGUUGUCACAUAUUGUAAAGCAGCCUUUGUGUGCAUUAUUGAUUUGUGAUUGUAUGUUCUGUUUUCAAUCCUACAUCAAACCUGGUGUUUUUACUACAAACAGGCUUGGGCCCUGCCUCUUUGCACAUGUCGACUAUUGUCUUUAAAGCUCAGAGUAAUCUGAAAUGUUUUUCAUUUUUCUUUGAAUUGUGUUUCAUGUUGAGAUGGAGGUGUUAGGUGUUACAUGGAAAUAUAUCUCACCACUCGGAGCAGUUCAGAAAAUUUGGUGAGAGGUGAGACAACUUA